Gongylonema pulchrum is the source of this 147-nucleotide messenger RNA. Lineage: Eukaryota; Metazoa; Nematoda; Chromadorea; Rhabditida; Gongylonematidae. The record is from the annotation of a GenBank genome assembly.
GUUCGCUUCCAUAGCAAUCCGGCAAUACCGGUGAGCGAAAUGGCUACCGAUUAUCCGGCUAGCGAGUUGCGCCGCUCGAUUAUUGUUCCCGUCAGUGAACGCCGCAAAUUCUUUGAAACAAUCGCUGAGUACAGUCAUCCGUUUUGA